This is a messenger RNA of Paramuricea clavata, 1959 nucleotides long. The record is from the annotation of a GenBank genome assembly. NCBI's taxonomy places the organism in Eukaryota, Metazoa, Cnidaria, Anthozoa, Malacalcyonacea, Plexauridae.
AGUAACUACGUUGGUAGGAAGGGAUCAAAUUCAGAACAGAUACUUAAUAUAACAUGUUUGAUUCCCAGAUGCUCCGUGGUGUGGUCAUUGUAAGCAAUUGGCUCCAAUCUGGGAUAAAUUAGCUGAGAAAUUCAAAGAUGAUGAUAGUAUUGUUAUUGCCAAGAUGGACUCGACCAAGAAUGAAAUAGAUCAAGUUCGUGUCGAUAGUUUCCCAACUCUCAAAUAUUUCCCUAAAGAUUCUGACGAGGUAACUGCACUUGUAUGGAUUUUAGGUUUAAAGCUGUUUAAAACUUUUAUUCAAGAAUGCUCGGCAGAGUAAAAUAAUUGGUCAUUUUGAGGCUUUAUUGGUUCAGGAAUGACACGACAAAAUGCUCAGUCAUUUUACGCCCAGCACUUUUUUCUCUUGACAAGUAAAAUAGUCUGGCUUUAGGCAGUGUAAAAUAACAAAGUAGGGGGCAUCAGAAGAAUUGCUCCAUCAGAGGUGUAAGAAAUAGGCAGGUUUGUUUUCUUAUUUCGCUAUACUAUUGCGGAUUCGUUUAUGUUUUGAAAACCGAUCAGAAGGAAACGUUGAGCGGUCAGGAUUUUGUUUUGUUUUCCUCGUUUAAAUGAUUAGAAUAUUCUGUGCACAGCAACUCGCAAAAUUUGAUAUUUUCUAAGCUGUCAACUGCUGCAGGCCUAGAAAAUAUAUUUCCCUUCCUCGCAUCAAAAUCCGAGAAUAAAAAUGUCCUGCAUAUGUAGAUUUCAGAGCAUGUAUGGCGCAGCACAGUUCAAUUCGACAGACGACAAUCUCGACUUGCAAAACGCUUUUGGAAUUUUUAAACAAUACAAAUUAUAUGGCAUUCCAGUAUAUACUGUAUAAGAUGGAAAAAAAUUCCUGUGAAGAUAUUUUCAAUUGUUAAAAAUUUCCUGACAGCGCUACUGCCGGCGCUGCAUACUGAACAUUUUCCAGCACUGAACUGCAGCUGUGCACUUCAUCUAUUUUAUACGUUUCGAUAUUUUUGUCGAAAAGACGCUGAAUUAUGAACAUAUGAUAAUCGAUUUCAAGCGCCAUGGUCUUACUGUGUCGACGAAAAAUAGUUGCCACACUCCCGGAUUUUUUGGACGGCCAGUUUGACACCCUGGUUGAAAGCCUGGUUGAUAUUGUAAUUCUUCGGCUCAUCAGAAAAUGUCUAGUGUACGGAUUGAUCCCAUCCUCGUUCCCAGGGCCUCUACACGGAACCGGAACUGCAAGAAAAUUUGCAGUAGCUUCUAAGGCGUAUACUCUUGAAUUUUGACUCUUUAGCACCAGUAACAAUUUUCACAGAGAAGUAUUAGAAAGUAACGAAGUAUUUGUGUCGACAUAUUUUGAUAGAAUUUUGCGUAGCGUAAACUGCUCAACUUCUGCGGAAUAGCAAUUCUCUGAGUAGCCAAUCAUAUCUCCAUUUAUUUGUCUAACCCACAGCCUAAUUUUCAACGAGUGACCGAGUGAAAAUGGCUCUGGGGACGAGAAUGGAUUGAUCCCUCUGAUGAUCGUUGCUGAGCUGUGGUAGUACCCAUAGGCUUAUUUGCAAACGGCUAGAAUGUGUAUUCACGGAGAAAGUUCGAUAUUUUUCUUUGCUAGAUUGUCGACUACACUGGCGGACGAACAUUAGAAGACAUGGUGAAAUUCAUUGAAUCUGGUGGUAAAGACAUGCCGGCUGAAGAACCUGCUCCCGAAGAGGAGGGUGAAGAACCCAGUGAAGGCGAUGAGGAGGCGACUGAAGAAGGCGAAGAAACGCCUGAAGAAGGCGAAGAAGCACAACCCAAGGAAGAAUUGUAAAAGAAAUACGUUAUCGUCGUUGUCUUCCGCCACGUGGCGAACAUACAACAUGGACGACUGUCUUUUAUAGUCGCAUGAAUAUUAUACGUAUUUCCUUUAUAAAUUAUUUAGUUUAAAUAUUCUUAGGUACGUUAUGUUUUAAUACAUUUGUUGUGCAAUAA